UCUUUAUUAUAUUCACACAGAAAAUAAAAUAAAAGUGUAGGUGAGGUGAAGGCCUGACCACUAGCAAUUAGUAUAAAGACAUGGUUAUGCUGACAAAGGUAUGAGCUGGAACUGAUUCGGAGCAUUUUUCAAGAAUCAAGAACGUAUUGUAAUUUUACAAGAGAAGGAGAAUCAUUUUAUGGAUAAGAAAGAAUCUGGCAAGGAAAUUUCUGAAGAAGUGACUCGGGAGUCACUAAUCGCCAUAUCAUACAGUGAACCAGAGAUAGAUCCUUCUGUUGAAUCUGCACCUGUAAAUUCCAACUACGAGAAUGUGGUGAAAUCUCUUAACGACGCAAGAGAUGAUAAAUUCAGGUCGGAGUUGAUCUCAAUAUCCUAUGAAGAGUCACCAGACACUGAAGUUCAACCUGGAGAGCUGAAGGGCUAACUAAUAAAUAAUUUACUGGUUUUGUAGUCCAACUCCAUGUUAAAACUCUUUUUUGCUUUUACUAUAUGUUGUUACUCAAAGAACUAGACAUUGUUUGAACUUGUAAUGUUUUCAUGUGUUACACCUUAUAAAGUCUCUUGUUGUAAUCAUUGGGGGAGGCACUUUUUACUUGGCAAAAUAGUUGUUAAUAUGUGUAGAUAAUUGUUAUAGGUUGGCAUUGCUUAAACAUAACACAAAGUAAA
Solanum pennellii is the source of this 666-nucleotide messenger RNA. RefSeq lists its product as uncharacterized. The transcript has 2 exons. Lineage: Eukaryota; Viridiplantae; Streptophyta; Magnoliopsida; Solanales; Solanaceae. The record is from RefSeq and is a predicted model, not a curated record. The coding region runs from base 179 to 424 and encodes 81 amino acids.